AUGUCCAUACACGACAAACAAGCGGGGAACUUCCUGAACUUGGUUCCCACCCACCAAGAACCUACUCCAGCCCCAACAAGCGAUGCCGAGGCAAGGCAAACAUUAUCAGCUGGGCCAUCUGAGGCCCAGUGGUUAUUCCAUAAGGAUAUCAUCAUAGGUCUCUAUAGGCACACAAACAUGAAACAGUUGCAAAAGGAGAUGGAGAGCCAGUACAUGUUUAAGGCAACCAAGCGGAUGUACGACCGUAGGUUCCGCAAGUGGAAUGUCGCCAAGAACCUCAAGCGGCCCGAAAAAGUCAAGAUGCUUCGAAAUCUGGAAGACAACCCAUCGGCCGGGUCUGCGGCAUCUCUACUUAGUCAACAUGAUUGGAACAAGAUUGCGAGAUUUCAGAGAUUGGAGGUACAGAAGAUCCAAAGGAUGAAAGAAGUACUGGCAGCAAGUAUUGAUGCACGCCGUUCUUCAAUUACUUCCCCGACACCAGUGCUCAUGAAGAGUCCGAGGGAUGGUAUCCAGCCGAGAACGACGUAUCGAAUACUCAGAAACGUCGAGAUCUGCUGCCAGAUUCAACUAGAAGACACAGCCAAACUUGGCUCGUAUGGUAACCUCGGUUCCGAAAGCCUUUCGGGGAGAACGCCGAGACUAUUCUGGGACAAAGUCAAGCACUCAAUCUAUUCGAGCAAGAAGGGCACAUCUCAACCCUCAACCGACGUAGUCGAGAGUCAAGUUCCAAUGACGAAUACUUCAUACGAGUCGUUUGACUUUGUUUGGGAACUCCUCGCCACACUCUCACCGGUCAACACGGCGUGCUGCAUCGAACUUCGACAAACUCUGCUUUCCCAGCUAUGGAUCACUAUUGCCAGCACAUUGCACGUCUCUCACCCAGUAGCUGAGCUAUGCGGCCUCCUCUAUCAAUGCACAGAAGCCAUCGAGGUAACAGACUCGGCUCUUCUCAAGGCUUGGAACCAUUUCGGUCGGAAACUGGGUUAUCUUCACCCAACUACCUGCCGGCUCCGCCGAUCCAUAAUCGAUAUAGCUCGGCGCGGAAGGAGACUCGACGCCGCUGAGAGCAUGGCGCAAGACCUAUUUGACAAGACAUGUUCGAACGGCCUGAAUUCAUACCUUGCCCGUUCAUGCGCUCGCAGCCUGUCCCAUGUCCUGAUGGCCUUGGGAAGAUUCGACGACGCUAGGAAUGUCUGCCAGGCCAUUGUCCACUCUACAACCCCAGUCAUGGAUCCAUGUAUGUAUGAUGAGCGUGCGACUCAGGCUAUGGAGGACUUGGCCGAGAUCGAACUACUGUCUGGUAAUGUGCUAGCGAGUCUCUGGAGCCUUCAGUUAGCCAGGACUGCUGCUGAGAGACUUUGGCCGGGAAGUGUGGCAUUACAGACAAUGGACGAGAAGCUGUCUUUGGGGUGUUACGCUCUCCUUUUGUAG
This is a messenger RNA of Colletotrichum lupini, 1431 nucleotides long. RefSeq lists its product as uncharacterized. NCBI's taxonomy places the organism in Eukaryota, Fungi, Ascomycota, Sordariomycetes, Glomerellales, Glomerellaceae. The coding region runs from base 1 to 1431 and encodes 476 amino acids. The transcript is spliced from 2 exons. The record is from RefSeq and is a predicted model, not a curated record.